AUGGCUACCCAGGUUUGUGGUGACACUAACCAAAAAACCAAGCAUUUACAAGGGCAGUGCAAGGCCGCUAUAACACGAUGUGUUACCUUUUUGAACAAGAAGACGGACCCGAGUGUUUUCGAGUUGACGAACAGAAGGAAAGCAAUAGAAGAAGCGUUCGCGCGCUACCACCAGCUGGCGGACGAGGCCAUUCUGCAAGGCCAGGAGGUGUUGGACGGUGAAGAGGAGUUCGAGGACCGCUAUUACGAUGUCCUUUCCCGGAUCGACGCUCUUCUGGACCGCCGCAGCAGUGCUUCGCCGCUGGGGUUUGCGUGUGCCGUGGACGCUUCGACGCCGCUGUUCGAGACCACGAGGCUGCCUCCGAUAGAAAUCCAAUCGUUUGACGGUAACAACGUCUGUACAUACAAGCCAUUCAUGGAGCUUUUUAUGGCAUUAAUAGGCAAAAACUGUAAGUUAUCCAAUGUACAAAAAUUAUAUUAUUUAAAGGGCUAUUUAAAGGGCGAGGCUUUGAAUCUUGUAAAUAAUCUGCCUCUCAUAAACCAGUCGUACGAUGAUGCUAUUGCUUUGUUAAAUAGGAGAUACGACACUAAGGGACUAAUGAUUAAAACGCAUAUUAGUGCUCUUUUAGAUCUGCCUAGUAUUACGCUUGGCACUGCCCAGGCCAUCCGUUCCUUAGUGUCACAGAUUUCGCAGCAAAUGAGCGCGCUACGUAGCUAUGAUGAGCCCGUUGAUAGCUGGGACUCCAUAUUGGUGUGCAUCAUGAUGAAGAAAUUAGAUUCACUGACUGUAAGAUUGUUUAGUGCAGAGCAGGACUAUCGUAACAUGCCCAGUAUGGAGUCGCUGGUAAGUUUCCUAGAGAGACGUGCUAUCUCGCUGGAGGCUAGCUCGGCUUGUGACACGAGCCGUACAGAAAGGGCUUCGAGGUCUUUUCAUAUUUCCACUUGUAAUACAAAACCUAAUCCAGAGUGUAAUAAUGCAAAAUCAACAAUGAUUCCUUGUUUGUUGUGUAAAAAUGACUAUCACAAAUUGUACAAAUGCCCUACUUUUUUAUUGAUGACUAAUUCAGAAAGGCUUUCACAUGUAAAUAAUUACAAUUUAUGUAAAAUAUGUUUAAAUAAGCAUGCACAAAAAUGUAGAUACCAUUUUACAUGUUCUUUAUGCAAAGAGAAUUCCCAUAAUUCUUUAAUACAUAAUAAUUCAUUUGAACAAUCAAAAUCUGUACAUAAUAUUAAUACAUUGCAUGCAUCCAACAAUGUAAAUAAUUCAUGUCAAUCUGAAACUGUACAUACUCAUCCAAAUAAUAAUUUGUUUCCCACUACUUAUUCACACAGGCAAAAUAAUAUGCCUCAUGUCGUCAAGACUGUAUUAGACUCAGGGAGUCAAGCUUCUUUUUGUAAUCAGGCCUUAGUCGUCAUGCCAGGUCUUCAUACAUAUUAUAAUACAAAGGUAUUUCAUACAUUGGGUCAAACUCGAUGGGGGUCUUGGUGA
Messenger RNA from Ostrinia furnacalis (Asian corn borer), 1488 nucleotides. RefSeq lists its product as uncharacterized. Bases 1 to 1488 code for a protein of 495 amino acids. The transcript is spliced from 2 exons. The record is from RefSeq and is a predicted model, not a curated record. Lineage: Eukaryota; Metazoa; Arthropoda; Insecta; Lepidoptera; Crambidae.